This is a messenger RNA of Lolium rigidum, 1268 nucleotides long. RefSeq lists its product as uncharacterized. The transcript is spliced from 2 exons. The record is from RefSeq and is a predicted model, not a curated record. The coding region runs from base 56 to 421 and encodes 121 amino acids. Lineage: Eukaryota; Viridiplantae; Streptophyta; Magnoliopsida; Poales; Poaceae.
AAGCAGCACCGUGGCGGAGAAAUACGCGCUUCCUGCAAGGUCGUCGCCGAGGGGGAUGGUUGAUGUGGCGCCGCCGCGUCGUGCUUGGCCAGCGGCGGAGGAAGCAGUUUCUGCUGGGAGGCCGCGUCUUGCUCGGGCGUCGUUGGGGCCGGCGGUUGACGUGUGGCCGCCGCGUCCUGCUAGGUCGGCUGCAGAGGAAGAAGUUGCUGUUGGGAUGCCGCGUUCUACUUCGCCGACGGCAGAGGAAGCAGUUGGUGUUGGGACGCGACGUCAUGCUAGGCCGUCGUCGGAUUGGGCGGUGACGCCAAAUCCGCCGCUAGCGUUUGUGGGGAAAUUUCCAGCUCCUGUUCUGCUCCGUCCAUCGGGGAAGAGGUCCUCGUUUCGCGAGCGCAGAAGCCGGCGUAGAGAUGGGUCCUGCUAGAUGCCAUUUUGUUGUCUGUCAUUGGUGUACCUUGUGCUUUGUUGCCUUGUUGGUGAGCAAGACGCAGAAUGUCAUGCAUUUCGGUUGGGGGGUCAGACAGGUUUAGGAAGGAGCAUGGCGAUUUUAGUUGGAAGUUGGGAGAGAGAGAUAGGGUGUGCCUGUGCGGCUGUGAUUUGUGUUUUCUUCUGUUUGGUCUUCAGCAGGCUUUGUUUGUGGACCUGGUAAGCCACGUCUUGAUGGAAAUACUGGUUGACUGACUGCAAUGGUCCUUGCUGAUUGUUCAGUUAGUGUGUCCUGAGUAUGUCUAGAAGCUUUUUGUGCCUUUUGUUGUUUCUUUGGUUUAUCAUGUGUGUUUUUUUGCUGCGCAAUUGAUUGAUUGAUUGUCGUUGUACUAUCGGAAAUUUCAUGGAGCAACCAAACUAAUCAUCUCAUGGUUUUUCCACGACUAUCUUCAAGAAGAAUUUAAGUGUAAAUAAUGUGCGAUUUUGGGUGAGGAUAGAAUUGAUAAAGUUGGUCAAUAAUAGAGAUGGAUAGUCACUUUCCAUAUUUUGAUUGUGGUUGAGAGUUAGUUCGGCUUUGCCUAAUUCAUUUUAAUUUGUUCCGUAGGAGUUUACUUUUGCAUUUUUGCGUGGGUGUGCAUGUAUUCUCAUGUUCAGUUAUUCUAAAGUUCAGAUAUGAUCUGAGUGUUCUUUGAAUAUUCUGGGGUAGAAAGUAAUCUGAAGAUUUGUAAUUAAGAGGUAAUUAUUGGUAUCAAUGCAACAGUAGUGAUUCAGAUAAAGUGUGUUUGUUUGAGCUGCAUGCUUACAGUUAAAGAUAAUAGCCUUCCGUAUCUGAACAAUUUGUGAUA